AAACACUGGCUUGUUCUCGACCGAGCUCUGUUUUAUCGGACCGCAGCUCAGCUGAUCGUGACGCACAGCAUUGGCGGCACAGGGCGAAGGACAGACGCAUAUAGAAGCUGGGUGUCGGUUUCACGCUGAAGCAGUAAUGAAGCCCAGUGUGCCGACGGCAAAUGGCUGAUUCUGACGGAAUUCCGUACCCACGCGUACGUUAAAAGAGCGUCAGUUCCUGUGAUCCGCGUCUUGGGAGACGGGACGGACUAGAGCUGCAGCGAAAUAUCUCAGCCCUGUUUACAGAAGCACGGCUCCUCCUGGCUGGAUAUACUUCUAAAAAAGGUGGACUAAGCUGAAGGCGGCAAUGGUGGAUUACUAUGAUGUGCUGGGAGUGUCACGAAAUGCUUCUCCAGAUGACAUCAAGAAAGCUUACAGGAAACAGGCUCUACGGUGGCACCCUGACAAAAACCCAGACAACAAGGAAGAGGCGGAGACCAAAUUUAAGGAGAUAGCAGAGGCCUAUGAAGUUCUUUCAGACGGAAGCAAACGAGAUGCUUACGACAGAUACGGUAGAUCAGACAUGCCAAGCUCAGGCUCUGGUGGUUCUUCAUUUCCUGAUGACUUCCCAGGAUUCACCUUCACAUUCCGCAGCCCAGAUGAGGUGUUUCGAGAGUUCUUCGGAGGGCAGGACCCAUUCGCAGACUUCUUUGAUGAUUUCCCAUUUGGUGGAAUGCACAGUGGGUUUCACAGCUCCUCCUCCAGGCUUGGGCCCAGUCGCUUCUUCUCCUUCCCCUCAGCAAAUGCUGAUUUCACCUCCUUCUCUUCUUCAGUGGGUGGGAUGGGCAGCAUGGGAGGAGCAAACUUCAAGUCUGUUUCUACUUCCACCCGCAUUGUCAGUGGAAAACGUAUUACCACAAAAAAGGUCAGAGAAAAUGGCCAGGAGAGAACAGAGGUUGAGGAGGAUGGGGUUUUGAAAACUGUCCUCAUCAAUGGUGUGGAGGAUGAGAUGGCCUUAGCUCUGGAACUGAGUCGUAGAGAGCAGUCCAGUCAGCCUCCCAGACAAUCCCAACAUCCACUGCUCCGCCCCUCCAACAACAGCUCUCCAAACCCCGCUUUACGCUCCUACAGCGCCGCCCCGUUCUGCCACUGCCCCGAUGCCAAGGAAGAUGAGGAGGACGAAGACCUGCAGAUGGCGCUGGCCUACAGCUUGUCGGAGAUGGAGGCCCAGCAGCGGGCAGAGGACGUGAUCUCAGGUGCUGGGGGAGGGAGGGGGAAGCAACCAGGUGGUGAGAAGGGUGCCGUUCAAAAAAACAAAUAUCAGAGAGAAGUGCUGGAUAAUUCAGAUCAAAGCACCCCCUCGUCUCCAGAGGAUAGACUGACAGAACAGAGUCAGGCUAGUGGUUCAGAAAGUGUUGUUGUACAGAAUAAGGAGAAUGACAAAGUGGCGGCCAGUGGGACUAAUGUGGAAAGAAAGAGGAGGAAGUGUCAGUGCGUGGUGUGUUAGUAAGAAUGUGGAGAAAAAUCAUGCUUGUGUGUGAAAUUAACCUUAUGUUUUCAUCCUAUGGUUGUUGUUUUUUUAUCCUUCCUGAAGUUUUUGACUUACAACUCUGUCUCUUAUGGCAUUGCACAAAAAAAACACAAAGUCAGGAAAUUUUACAACAGGACAUUUUGAAGGAACUGUUUGCAAUAUUUUAGAAUGCCAUGCGCAAAAUGUCCUGCUGUCUGACAGAUAUCACUGAAAUAGGUGUCUUGGGAUAUAAUUUGCCAGCCUUCACUCUGUAAACAGUAAAAAUAGUAAAGUCACUUUUGUAGCCAAUCAGAAACACUGUCUGCCUGUGAAUCGCUUGGGAUUGCUGAAAUCAGGUUGACUGACAUGUUUUUACAGGGUGCGAUUUUGGGAUUUUGGAGAGCAGGUAUAUGGUUAGCAAAAGUUAGCAAAAAGGUGAAAGUUUACAUAAUGGCUGAAAUCUGUUACAGCACCUUUAAAUCCGAUAUUCAACAUGACUUUUUUGCUGCCAAACCAAGAUUAAUUCUCUGCGCUUACAUUUUCACUUAGAUCAAAUAAAUUGCUACUGAGUAAGUUGCUGCACUCUAACCAGUGGUUCCCACAGUCUUGGAAAACCUAGAUAUAUGAGGUAGCCUAAUUUUACAAGUGUGAUUUCUAGACUUGGAAAAGUAAUGUAAAUUAACUGUAAAAGUCAUGGGACCUUUGAAUAUAGUUGUGUAAGAUUGAGUUUUAAUGGCUUUUCUUAGUGUUACAAUGCAUCUGAAUGGAUAUCUUGCUGAUUAGUUGGCGUCCCAUUCCCAAUGAACCUUUCAUUUAUUCUUCCAGCAGUGAAGUGCUCUGUUUCAUCCAUAUUCACAUUUACUGCUAUUGUUCCUUCAAGAAAGGAGAUUCUCUGAUUUAUGACUGGAUGCGUUCUGAUUUUUACUGUGCAUUUGUCAUUGCUUCAGAGGUACCUGUUGAA
Sinocyclocheilus rhinocerous is the source of this 2450-nucleotide messenger RNA. RefSeq names its product dnaJ homolog subfamily B member 2-like. The transcript has 9 exons. The record is from RefSeq and is a predicted model, not a curated record. NCBI's taxonomy places the organism in Eukaryota, Metazoa, Chordata, Actinopteri, Cypriniformes, Cyprinidae. The coding region runs from base 347 to 1486 and encodes 379 amino acids. Gene Ontology annotation, molecular function: Hsp70 protein binding.